UUCCCUCUAGAACUUUGGGUUGAUAUGGAUCCCUCUCUCUCAAUCGAUUGGCAAGCGUAGACUGAUGGAGUGGGCAUCCAUUAUGGUUCGCCGUCGCACUUGAGACUCCAGACUGCGAAUCAGCAUACAGCCACUGUGUAUAACAUGGGCUUGCACUAGGUUGUUUCUUGUGUAGUGUACAACUGCGCACAUGUACUAGGCUGAAUGCACAUAUGCGCCGUUCAUUUUUCCCCGCGGAGUGAGCCCGCGCAGUCGGUCACUGGGCCACGCUGCCAGGUACAGCCGCAAGGAUGAGAGACGCGAAUCUCAGAGUGAGUCUUGGAGGAUGGCCUGCAAUUUGGGCUCGUAUGCUGACAGGCGUUUGUUAGACUGGUUGGCAACUUGGGCCAGUCAUCCGUCACUGGACAGUGGGCGAGGGGAUUGCGCAGGCAAUAAUGUCAUCAUGAAAAUCAUGGAAGAUGUCGUGGCAGGGCUGAUCAAUCACUGCUCAAUCUUCUGACAAGGGCGCGACACAGACACAUUGUCCUGGGGCAAGGAUUGUUGGCGAUCUCGGUGGAAUGCCCGAAACCUCGUCUGAUUCCGAUCGUACAGUGAAAAUCAGGGACCUGAGAAGACAGUUCGCAUGCCACCGGCCGGAGCUGUCCCGUUUCUCACAGUCGUAGUCGUAGUCGUAGUCGUAAUAGACUGAAGUGCGUGAAAACCCAGUUGAAGCUGUACACAAUUGCACGUCAGGCUAAACGCUUUUCCAACCAGACGCUGGCUGCACUACGCGUGCUACGGCAGAAGGAAGAGACUGCAGUUGCGCACGCUAUUGCCGUAGCACUGCGUAGCACAUGGAGUAUUCAUACUAUACGGAUAGUACAGUCUGAUUCUUCAUCAGGAGUCGCUGGUGGAUUUGACGCCACAGCAGAAAACAUUAGCGGGAUCCAGCAAGCUACGAACGGCUCCCACGAUUACAUCCGCCGCCGACUCAAUAAUGACUGGUCUCUGUAGACUAUUAUCAAUAGUCAGCUGUUUUUCCCAUUCGUCUACAUUCAGGUUUUCCGCCACCGGAGCCCCCUGCUCAUCGCCCCUGCAUCCUCCCUGGAGAACAUGUCCAAUGGAAUUGGGCUCCUGUGCCGAUGCUGAUGCUGAUGUACAGUAGAUCUUGCUCGCUUCAAUCCACGCAUUCAUUCAUCGUUGCAAGAUGGCACUGAUCACCCCGGACCAACAAGGCACAGCGGGCUGCCAACGUCAUGUGCUCGUUAUUAAACCCUUGAUGUGGGCCAUGCCCUGGCCUGCUAUUUUCAGUUUCUAGCCUACGACGCACGUACGCACGCACAUGCUAAGAACUCUAUGCGAUGAUGGUACAAACGCUAAGAAGAAACAACCAGCAGACCCACUCGCGCUGGCCGACGAAUCCGUCUUAAUCGGCCCUCGUUGUUGCGAGAAUAGUUAUACCGCCUUUCGGCCUGUUCUCGUGGCACCGAAUACCUCUUCUUUCUUUUUCGGUUUCUCUUUCUGAUACCAAACUUUAUUCACCUUCGCUCCUUCGCCAUUGUUCGUGUAUCAUACAAACGCCUGAUGUUGAUCUUCAUUUAGCAGUCGAUCGGUCCGCUCACUCCAUUCCAUCACCCCCCAGGCACCCUUCCAGAACAUAUUUCCGCCUGCUACCCCGCGAUAUCCGCUUCCCAUCCGUUCUCAUCCUGUCGCUUCCGACAUGGAUUCUUCAAACACUAUCAACAAUCGCCACUCUUCACCACCUCCCAUGUCAGAUUCACUUCGCCCUCCAACUCAAAGGAAAAGGAGCAAUUCGGUCCCCAUCAUGGAAGCUCUGGGCUGCUCCACACCAGAGGCACGACUAAUAUUGGCCGAGGGACGAGCGGCAGUGAGCCACCGUAAAGAGUCCGCCCGCCGCCGAGGACGUCGCGAUAGGGACCAAGAUGACUUGCCCAACUACAACCCGAGAGACCAUAUGCAGUAUCUGGAUUCUCAAACGUAUCAUACUUCGCACGAGGAAAGACAAGACUCCAUGUGCGCCACAGACCGAACAGUCUUUCGACAUUCGAGAUAUCCAUCCAAUGCAACCGACUCCAGUGUAUCCACGGUGACUGCAACCCAUGAUUCACCAGGCGAAACACAUGGCAACCCCCAUAUUGCGAUAAAGAGCCCUGUUGGAGAUUAUUCGGCAAACCUGGCUAGGUUCAUUCGUGCUCAAUUGAGCUCAAUACCGACUUACACAUCCGUCCAGUUGCCUCUCUCUCCCAGUUCAUGUCCAGACUUGUCAUACACAAAUGAGGCCACACCGCGAUCGCCAACCAAAAUCAUGCACCGCAGUAUCGAACCACCACGCAUCAUCAAUAUCCCGGCAGUCCGACCUCCGAUGCGCAGUGCUUUCUCAGAGUGGAGUUCGACCGACGAGGACGACAAUGAUGAAGAUUCUGACGACGAACUCCCUCAUAUCCCGACUUCUCAACCAACCAUGGCCACCCCAGCGUCAAAACCCUCCUACACACCGUCGCUACUUCAUUACUACGAAAACACCAAGGACUCAUCCUUCUUGUUCACCGACACACCGCUAGAUGAAGACCCAUCUCAGGGUUUUUCGUUUCCAGCCACCACCUCGGCCAGACCCGCCCGCUCCCCUGCCCCAGUUCCAUCUUCUUCACCACCGCCACCUAUGCCGCCUUUGCCCGCAAUGUACGGCCCCCCGUCUCUCGCCACCUCGUCUGCACCCUCCAUCUCCACCGUCUCCACCGGCUCGUAUUUCGACUCCAGCCUCAACCCCACAAUGCGUGACCGUGUCAUCGCAGCCGUAACACCGCCAGCCAACCCCACGCGAGGCAAGAGUCUGACUUCCAGCCCGUUCGAGGGUAAGGCGCUGGUGAAUAUGCACAAUGCUCUGGUGGAGUCGCAACACCGCGUGAACAUUGACGGAAUGUCGUUUGACAUGAUCAACGAGUACUCCAACAUGAGUGCUGGAGGCCGGAACGGACAGAGCGGAAUGCAGAGGGUUCAGACGCCUUGCUGA
This is a messenger RNA of Periconia digitata, 3010 nucleotides long. The record is from the annotation of a GenBank genome assembly. NCBI's taxonomy places the organism in Eukaryota, Fungi, Ascomycota, Dothideomycetes, Pleosporales, Periconiaceae.